Molecule: messenger RNA, 2109 nt
Organism: Mercenaria mercenaria
Lineage: Eukaryota; Metazoa; Mollusca; Bivalvia; Venerida; Veneridae
Exons: 9
Coding region: 346-1656 (436 amino acids)
Molecular function (GO): protein binding
Source: RefSeq, a predicted model, not a curated record
GGUUUUUUUUUUUAAAGUUUCCUUAGUACACCGACUUUGGGAAGUUUAUAUGUUUUGAUUUUGCAUUAAUUGUUAAGCGAGUAAAGAGAUCACCGCAAAAUUUUAAAACACUGGAUAAUAAAUAAUAAAUGUCCGUUUCCAUCUGUAUUUAUUCCUCCUAACAAACAAACAACUGACAAAAGCGAGAACUGCUUUCGAGGAAGCAUAGACACAAUCAACGUGCAAUCUGUCAAUACUUGUUUUGAACGACAAAAACUACAUAUCAGAGGGAAGAGAAAAUUUCGGAGGGAAGAGAAACAGACAAGAAAUCUAACACGUCAGUUUUGCUGAAUCUGCAGAGGAAAAAUGAAGACAUUUAUACGGACAAACAGUUGUUCAUACCGGACACGGUUCUGUACUGGAAAUGAAAUUAACAGAACUCGAUUUGAACGUCAACAGUCUUGCAACUUGUACCGUACACAGAAAUCUUCAAGCAACACAAAAUACAAUCAGUCAGGAGACGAAGUUGAUGGUAUAUAUCUUAUGGAAAGGUGUGAAAUAAUAAUGUCCAAAGCACCAAAAAGUUUACCUGCUUCGUUCAACAAGAUGUCCCCUGAUGAACAACCUUUGCUUAGUGAUAGGACCAUUUUGCACCGGUUUGGCAUAGUGAAUGAUAAGCCGGGCCAAAAGUCUUCAAUAUUCAUACUACAUAAUUAUGAAGGGCGCCCAGUAUUAGAUGAGUUUGGGGCAGAGUUAUGGACCUUUCAGAGCAGCAGGAAAGAUGGCAUUGUCUACAACCACCAUUUCCUUGUAAAUGUUAAAACAGAUGGGCCAGCGGCAAUAAUGAAAAUCAGUAAUUAUGAUGAAAUAGUUCUACUUAACAACAGUUUUGUACCUGAUCUGACACAUACCGACGUACGAAACCUGUUCCAUAAAGUCAAGAUCGAUGGAAUGACAAGGUUCAAAUUAAUCAUUCGCCGUGUGGUAGAAGUCAGAUCGAAGAAGCAGUGGGAAUGGAUAGAUACUAGCGCCGUACUCGCCCCUGACGCCUUUCAGAAACAUGAUAACUACCCGACAGUAGAAGCACCGAAAGUUACACAGUUGCCAGGAGAUGUAUAUGAAAUGAGAACUAUUCAGUUUUUCAAAAUUCCAGGAACGCAAUAUUACCUUGAUAUCAAAAACGAAUCUGUAGUUGCCGAUGUUUUGACCAACACAGACGCUGAUAAAACAAAACGGAUUUGCAAAAUAUUGCGAUACAGUAUGAAGUCAGAUGGGCUGUUACACUUUACAGCUGCUCUAUGUUCCACAAUUAACACAAGAUACAUUGUUGUUGGGCAGGGAAACCAGAUAGAAUUAGAUAAAAAUCCAAUGUGGUUCGAAGUGUUAAACACUGGCAAUAACAUACAGUUUAAGAUGAAAGAUAUGUUCUUGGCAUUCAACUCUAAGACUCUCAAGAUAGAAGUGGGCCACUCAGAAUACAUGUUUUCUGAAUUCCCCGCGGAUGAGGGUUUGGAUCAUCCCGAUAUUUCAGUUUCGAUCCCGAGUGAUAACUCAUCAUUAUGCUUCGAUACUCGCCUGUCAUCAUCAUCCAAUGACAUACCAGCAUGUAACUCAGUACCUCCAUCCCAAGCGCUUUCAAUACAGUACAAGCGUUUACUGAUACGGAUAGCGGAAUGAAAUUAGAUUUUCAUGUCAACGGAAGUGGAUACACCACAUGUUCAGAAAUGCUGAAAACACCGGUACAUUCACUAGUUAUAGUUUUCUGGCCGAAAACUAACUUGUCAAAGCUGUGACAAACCAUAUGUAAAUAAUUUGAUUUUGGAAAGAGAACGAAGAGACAGCUAUCCAAUUAACAGUAGGGCGCCGCCGUCUAGAAGGAACCUUUUCCUAAGCUAAACCUUGUUCUACAAAUUCAUUUGAAUAUGAAUAAAAGAUGUUGAGUUUUAAAUUGAGUGUAUGUGUAUAUUUACUAACAAAUAAUGCAAUUUUGUAGUACUUGCUAAACUGUGUCAAGCACGUUUCCACUAUUUUUAACUUACCAGAAUAGAUUUAUACCUGAACUCUUAUACACUUCAUCACAGUACUUUUUCGUAUGUAGUAAGAGAAUAUGAAUUAGAAUUUGAAACGGAA